Messenger RNA from Mesorhabditis spiculigera, 267 nucleotides. The record is from the annotation of a GenBank genome assembly. Lineage: Eukaryota; Metazoa; Nematoda; Chromadorea; Rhabditida; Rhabditidae.
AUGGACGUGGAAAGGAGUCUAUUUCGCAGCGGACACGAGCGAAUCGAGACCGUCGAGACGAUUCAAAUGAAAGGAAUCGAAAAGGAUGAGGCCGACAUCAUCUCGAUGAAUCGUAUCGGAAUCUGUGGAUGCCCGGCUCUCACAUCUUCCUCAUCUCUGCUAAUACCCUGCGAUAACUUCCGAAGAAGAUGGCUGAACAAUCAUCGGGGAAUGGGCACGAAGUUAGCGGCGGCAAUGUGUACAACAAAUGGCAACAAUUGGAUGAUG